Leptosomus discolor (cuckoo roller) is the source of this 520-nucleotide messenger RNA. Lineage: Eukaryota; Metazoa; Chordata; Aves; Leptosomiformes; Leptosomidae. The record is from RefSeq and is a predicted model, not a curated record.
ACUCAGCUCUUCGGAGUUUUGCUUGCUGCUGCUUCAAAUUUUCUGAUUAGUGUCUCUUUGAAUAUACAGAAAUGUGCUCAUCUCCGACUGGCUUGCCAAACAGAACUGAAGCCCUACUACACGAGCAAGCUAUGGUGGUGUGGGAUUACCCUCCUGGGGCUUGGAGAGGUGGGCAAUUUCACAGCCUACGGAUUUGCCCCCAUUACCCUCGUCGUUCCACUGGGAUGUGUAUCUGUCAUAGGUAGUGCAUUUAUUUCUGUCUUAUUCCUAAAGAAAACCAUGAGGGCUGCUGAUAUAUUGGGAGGAACAUUGACAGUAACCGGGACAUACUUGUUGGUGACGUUCGCUCCAAAUAUACCCAAAGAUCUCACAGCAAGAAGAGUACAGAAUUACUUAGUGAGCUGGCCCUUUUUGGUAUAUUCGAUCUUAGAAAUUCUAAUAUUCUGCAUUCUCCUCUACUUUUACAAAAGAAAGACUGUGAAACACAUCGUGGUUUUGUUAAUGAUGGUAGCACUACUGG